AUGUCGACGCCGCCUUCCUCCCGACGGCAUGUGGGAGCGGUAGGGAGCGGAAGGGGCCGUUACUCCGCUGCGACGGCGAUGGCGGCAGCGUCGGCAGCGGUGGCACCCCCGUCUAACCGUCCCGUCGCGCGUGCCCCGUUCGACACCGUCGCGUCGUCGUCAUCGCCGGCCUACGGUGACCCCGGGGGCGGCCAGUGCGGCGGCCGUAGCAGCACCGCCAGCUUCAGCAGCUACCACCACUGCAGAAGGAGGUCCUCCGGUUCAUCUCCAGGAGGACCGGAACCGACUAGUCCCUGGGCACCCACGUCGUGGGCGCCGAUGGUUCAGCAGUUGGACGCGGCCAGCGCGCAGCACCAGCGAGAGGGUGGUGGUGGCUUCGGAGGCGAGGGGAGGGAGGAGAAGAGGCACCCCGUAGCGGUGGGGCUGUUCGCUCACCAGUGGCCGUUUCAACGGGAUGGUAGCGGAGGCUCCGGAUGGCGUUAAUUCGGGGGGGGGAGGGGAGUAAAGACUAAGUCCUCCUGUUGAAAUUUGUCGUCUUGACUGGACCACAAAGACCGUCCGUGCGUUGGUUGUUUCUGUAAAGGCGCCCCUUCGCGUUCAUCUGGGGAGCGUGAACGCGAGCAGCACGUGUGUAGAUCUGUCUGUCUGCAGCAUCUGCUCCAGGAAAAGGCGCGUCGACUGUCCGCAACGGCCUCGCGUGAGUGGUGGUGAUGGUCGUGUCCUCCAUGUUCCCUUCCUGUUCUUGGGCGGGGGGAACGGUGACGUUUAGGUUUUUCGUUGGCCUGUGUGGGUGGUGAAAAUUGUUCUGCUGUGUCGACGGGGAUUGAUUGCUCGUGGUAGAUCGAUCAGCGAGAUCCGGGCCAGUGGGAGGUGCUGCUGUUGUUAUAAGUGUGUGUGUGUUCUUUUUUUGUUGUCUUUCUCUUCUAGUCAUCUGCAUUUCAUCUUUAUUUUUCGCUGCCGUUGUCGAAGUCACGCAUGCGUGCACCAUGCGUGUACAGUCGGCACGUCGGCGUGACUGCACGCACGUCUAUUUCGGCUUUCGUUUCUUCUUUGGUGCAAUGCGGUUGACGUGUCCACCGCGGGAAGCCCUCCUGUUGCCAACGAAGCACCGCAGUGUACUGUAGUAUUGGGAGUUUUAUGUCCAUUCAUUCGGGAACAUAUCAACAUAAGUCAUGUCAUGUGCGUGUAUCAGAAAAGGGCGUGUGGUGCCGAGGGGGGAAACACGCGAACAACACGAGAGAGGGUCUGAGCUGUUGGUUUUGGGCGCCGCGCUCCGUCGAAAUUAAAGCUGGCGUUGUUUCUUUGUGUGUGCGUGUCUCAGUCCUGGCGAACCUGCCGUAUUCGUGCUCCUGACCUUGUCAGGUAUCCAGGCAGUCAGACGACGAUUUUUUUUUGUGUUGGUCGGUGUCGGUCGCUGUACAUGAAUUUUCUUUUACACUGAGCACAGCCUAGAAAUAAAUGUGGCUUGAAGAAUUGCAGUGGCAGUGUUGGUGUUGGUGUUAUGAGGCCGCGAUCAUUAGUCUAGGUGUAAAUUUUUCGGGGACCGCAUUCAAUAGAUUACACACGUAUAGCUAAUG
Messenger RNA from Ectocarpus sp. CCAP 1310/34, 1577 nucleotides. NCBI's taxonomy places the organism in Eukaryota, Phaeophyceae, Ectocarpales, Ectocarpaceae. The record is from the annotation of a GenBank genome assembly.